Molecule: messenger RNA, 2234 nt
Organism: Nelumbo nucifera (sacred lotus)
Lineage: Eukaryota; Viridiplantae; Streptophyta; Magnoliopsida; Proteales; Nelumbonaceae
Product: phosphoglucomutase, cytoplasmic
Biological process (GO): carbohydrate metabolic process
Cellular component (GO): cytosol
Molecular function (GO): phosphoglucomutase activity; magnesium ion binding
Source: RefSeq, a predicted model, not a curated record
GGGACGAUCUAUCAUCUAACCGUUGGACUGGUGAAAGAAGGGAUCAUCUUGUAAGCAUGAGAAGAUGCUUUAAGCUUUGAGAUUGGAAUCUAUGUAAACCAACGGCAGGCAUUAAUAGAUCAACAUUCCAGACUGAACGGAAGUGCACCACACAAGUGCAUCAGGUCCCGACUCCGAUAAAUCAUCUUCCUUGGUAAGUUAGUAUUCUCGCCAGCCCACUGACACUGAGAACGCAAACUCUCCACCGCUACCGGUGACACAGCGAGGUAGGCAAAAAUGGUGUUCAAAGUUUAUCGUGUAGAAACUACUCCUUUCGAUGGGCAGAAACCAGGGACUUCUGGCUUAAGGAAGAAGGUGAAGGUGUUUAUGCAACCUAAUUACUUGCACAAUUUCGUUCAAUCAACAUUCGAUGCACUAUCAGCAGAUAAAGUGAAAGAUGCUACCAUUGUUGUUUCUGGUGAUGGUCGCUAUUUCUCAAAAGAUGCCAUUCAGAUUAUUAUUAAGAUGGCAGCUGCAAAUGGAGUAAGACGUGUGUGGGUGGGACAAAAUGGAUUACUGUCAACUCCUGCUGUAUCAGCUGUAAUCCGUGAACGAGUUGGGGUAGAUGGGUCCAGGGCAUCGGGAGCUUUUAUAUUGACAGCAAGUCACAAUCCUGGUGGGCCACAUGAGGAUUUUGGAAUCAAAUACAACAUGGAGAAUGGUGGGCCUGCUCCUGAGGCAAUCACAGAUAAGAUCUAUGAGAAUACAAAAACAAUAAAGGAGUACUUCAUUGCAGAAGACUUACCAGAUGUUGAUAUUUCUAGCAUAGGUGCUACAAGCUUUGGGGGGCCUGAGGGACAAUUUGACAUCGAAGUUUUCGAUUCAGCUAGUGAUUAUGUGAAACUGAUGAAGUCAAUUUUUUAUUUUGAAUCAAUCCGGAAGCUGCUUGCAUCUCCAAACUUCACGUUCUGUUAUGAUGCUCUUCAUGGAGUAGCUGGAGCUUAUGCCAAACGUAUUUUUGUGGAAGAGCUUGGUGCAAGUGAAAGUUCAUUGCUUAAUUGCACACCCAAGGAAGACUUUGGAGGAGGGCAUCCAGAUCCAAACCUGACAUAUGCAAAGGAGUUGGUCACACGCAUGGGAUUGGGUAAAACAAACCCUGAGAGUGAACCACCAGAAUUUGGUGCUGCUGCUGAUGGUGAUGCAGAUCGCAAUAUGAUCCUUGGUAAAAGAUUUUUUGUUACUCCAUCGGAUUCUGUUGCCAUCAUUGCUGCAAAUGCAGUUCAGGCCAUCCCUUAUUUUUCUGCUGGUUUAAAGGGUGUUGCCAGGAGCAUGCCUACUUCAGCUGCACUGGAUGUUGUUGCAAAACAUUUAAAUCUGAAGUUCUUUGAGGUACCCACUGGCUGGAAAUUUUUUGGGAACUUAAUGGAUGCUGAAUUGUGCUCAAUUUGCGGUGAAGAAAGUUUUGGAACAGGUUCAGAUCAUAUACGUGAGAAAGAUGGAAUUUGGGCAGUUUUAGCCUGGUUAUCUAUUCUUGCAUACAGGAAUAGUGGAAAUCUCAAUGGGGGAAAUCUAGUAACUGUUGAAGAAAUAGUUCGUCAACAUUGGACUACUUAUGGCCGCCACUAUUAUACUCGCUAUGACUAUGAAAAUGUUGAUGCAGGUGCAGCAAAGGAGCUAAUGGCCUAUUUGGUCAAACUGCAGUCUUCCCUUCCUGAUGUUAACAAGAUUAUUAAGGGUAUAAGAUCAGAUGUGUCAGAUGUUGUCCAAGCUGAUGAAUUUGAAUACAAGGAUCCUGUUGAUGGUUCCAUUUCAAAGCACCAGGGUAUCCGAUAUCUGUUUGAAGAUGGGUCAAGAUUGGUUUUCCGACUCUCUGGAACUGGUUCUGAAGGAGCAACUAUCCGACUUUACAUUGAGCAGUAUGAAAAGGAUUCCUCGAAGACUGGCAGGGAUUCUCAAGAAGCACUCGCUCCUCUUGUGGAAGUUGCUCUAAGUCUUUCAAAGAUGCAGGAAUUCACUGGUCGAUCUGCACCCACAGUUAUUACAUAAACUGCUUGCAUGCAGCAGUAAGAUUUUGAUUUCCAAAUUUCAGGAGUACGCGAUGUCCGCAUAUGUUAAAACUUUCUGAGCCAUGAUACUAUUACUAUCCAUCACUCAAUCGAGACAACCUGAAUAAGUACUUUUUCAUUCCACAAAAAGCAAAAAAAGAGGAACUUAGCUUUGUCGUCAUCAAUUUUAAUCUGGUGCAGCAGUUAAUC